Messenger RNA from Racocetra persica, 170 nucleotides. The record is from the annotation of a GenBank genome assembly. Lineage: Eukaryota; Fungi; Glomeromycota; Glomeromycetes; Diversisporales; Gigasporaceae.
CUUAACACUUAAUGUUAGUAGAAUGCUUGGAACUCAAAAAACAAUCAUAUCUACUAAUAAAAGAAUCAAAGCCCAUAAACCUAAUGGUAAUAGUAAAAGAGCUAAAAAAAGGAAAUAUGUUGUAUCUAUCAAAGUUAAUGAAAGCGAUUCAAAUUUAUCAGAAAGAAGUA